Messenger RNA from Dentiscutata erythropus, 154 nucleotides. NCBI's taxonomy places the organism in Eukaryota, Fungi, Glomeromycota, Glomeromycetes, Diversisporales, Gigasporaceae. The record is from the annotation of a GenBank genome assembly.
AUGGAUUUAACUCAAUAUCAAAAUAUAUAUUCUUAUUUAAACACUCAACAAUAUCUCCCAAAUAUCUCACCACGUGAUUGUAAACAAUUACUUUCUCAAUCUCAACAUUUUACAAUUUCAAACAAUCAGUUACCAAAACAACACGAAAUUGCCC